AUGUCCGUGCCGCCGUACCGCGGCGGGCAAGCCAAAACCGACACGCCGAACACCUCGUCCCUGCCAAACGCCUUUGGUCACAGCAGAGUUACGCCACCAACCACCCCGCCCGCCAACAUCCUCAGACGCUCCCUGCGGCUGCAGUUGGGCUCGCCCGCGUCCAAGGGCACGCCGAUGUCGCGCGGCAGCAGCAGCGGCAUCUACGACAGUACCCAGUUGGAAGCUGUCUUUGGUGCCGCAGGCGCCGUGGCGAAGCCCCGCAAAGGCACUCUCCUCCUCAGCAAUAGUUACGGCACCAACGCAGCAGCGGGAACCCGCUCCCAGCGUAAAUUGAACACGCCUUUUGUAGCACCCAACACAGUGGAUUCCGUGGCGUCUGAGGAGGCCGCCGUACCCACAUUCAGUGAACUGGAGCUGGACAAAGUGUGCGUCAUCGUGCGGGUUCGACCGAAGGUGUCAAAGAAUAUGAUGCCGCCUUGUUGCCGCGUCAUCAGGGGCACCGGUAUCGUGGAGUACACGGCGCCCUUGCGGGAGUCACCGGCUUUGGUAAAUACCCCCAGAAGUGUAUCCUCCAUUGUGUCUUCCCGGCAGACCACUGCCGUAGCUGCGUCGCACGAAGGUCGAAGGACCUUCUUCACCUACAACGCCGCGCUUGGCGAGUCCGCCAAUCAAAACGAUACGAUGGUGUGUGUUGGGUAUAAAAUGCUGCGGCACCUGCAGAAGGGGUACAACGCCACCAUACUGUGCUACGGGCAAAGUGGAAGCGGUAAGACGCACUCGAUGAUUGGGCCGGCCGGUGGCGUCCCUGAAAGGUUGCAGAAGGUGGAGGAUUUUGGUUUGAUGCCGCGCAUGUUGGAGGGCCUCUUCACUUUGCUGCAGGAGAAGUUUCCAAUGGAACCGGAAAAGGAGAAAGACUCCAGCGACCUCGUCAGGAAUGCCCUGGAGGAGGAAGACGAGGAUGGGGACAGUGAGGGGCCGAUCGGGCCUGGUUGGUAUGCAGAAAUCGGGGCGUUGGAGCUUUACCAGGAGGAGAUGCGGGAUUUGUUAGCUGAGUGCUCACCGUCAAACUACUCCAGCCAUGCCGCGAGCGUCGUCAGUCACUCCAACUCCGCCACUGCGAUCAGGACGGUACCCCUGCCGACAGUUGAGGAUGGCUUCCUAUCCGACGCUGUAGAGCCCACGGAGAACAUCGGGAGGAGCCCGCACCCGCGUUGCAUUUCUGGAGCCGCGUGGUCGCGACUAUCGCGCUUCAUGCGGUCGGUGCCCUCCUCAGCACGCGAGUUAAGAAUUUGUGAGGACCCCAGCUGGGGCGUUGCCGUGAGUGGGCUUUCCUGGCAUCCGGUGAGCUCCUUUGACGCCGCCAUGCAGGUGCUGCUGCGGGCCACGCGGAUGCGCCGACGCGGCUCUACCUCGUUGAAUGAACGCAGCAGUCGCUCCCACUUUUUUUUGUUUGUCGCCUUGCAGCAGUGGGGCGUUGAGGAGGGAGCGGGGGGGGGCAGAGGGGCUGGGGCAGAAAGGCGGGGGCAGAACGAGUUCGCUUCUGACGCUGGUUGA
Molecule: messenger RNA, 1554 nt
Organism: Trypanosoma rangeli
Lineage: Eukaryota; Euglenozoa; Kinetoplastea; Trypanosomatida; Trypanosomatidae
Product: putative kinesin
Exons: 1
Coding region: 1-1554 (517 amino acids)
Biological process (GO): microtubule-based movement
Cellular component (GO): kinesin complex; microtubule
Molecular function (GO): ATP hydrolysis activity; ATP binding; microtubule binding
Source: RefSeq, a predicted model, not a curated record